AUGCCUAAAAUUCCUAGAAUAAUUCCUUGGACUUCACCCGAAGAAUUUACACAAGUUCAUGAAUGGUUAUAUUCAGAAAAUUUAAAUUUAAAAAAAUUAGGUGUCAAAAGGGUUAAAGCAUGGAUAAAUCGAGGAAAAGUUCCACAUUCUAUUAUAAGUACUUCUUCAUUUGUAGAAAUAACAUUGAGUGAUGAAUUUAAUGAAGGAAAAUUAUCCCAAUAUGAGUUAAGAUUAUUAUAUUCUAUAGUACUAAUAAGAUUUGUUAAUGGUUUGGUUGAUCCAAUUCAACAGAAUUAUUAUGCCAUUUCAAUUUCUACAUUAGCAGGGCAACUUAAUCUACCAUUAUGGUUUGUUGAAUUAAGGCAUGCUAGUACACAUCAAGAUCUUCCAAGUUUAAAUGUGCUAAGGAAUGCUUCCAAACAAGAAUUGAUCAAUUUAUGGUUACCAAUGUUAAAGAAAUUUGAUGAAACAUGGUCAAAUUUCAUUGAUGAGCUUGUCGAGGAAAUGUUGGAAAUAUUAGUUAAUAAUGAGGAUUAUUAUAAGGAUAAAAUUCUUCCUAAAUUAUCAAGCUCAAGAUUACCAUCACAUAAAUCAAUUUCAUCUUAUUUUUUAACUAUAGUCGAAUAUGAUGAGAAACUAAAAUCAAAUAGUCGACCAUUUCUAUCCUAUAUUGACAAAUUAGUUGAAGAUGCUCAUAAUAAUGACAAUGACAAUGAUGGUAAUAAUAAUAAUCUCGAAAAUCACAAUAUUGGAUUAUAUUCAUCAGAUUCUCAUCAAAAAAUAUCCAAUUAUUCAUCAUCAUCGCCAUCAACAUCAUCUAUGGUUUUAUUUAAUCCUGAAGAAUGGAAUCCAUGUCCUAUUGGAUGUUUAGUAAAUGGUCAAGUUCCUUGUUUAGAUUUACCAUUAGAAUUGGAUGACAAUAAUGACGAUGAUUCUAAUUUUUUUUGA
Molecule: messenger RNA, 948 nt
Organism: Entrophospora sp. SA101
Lineage: Eukaryota; Fungi; Glomeromycota; Glomeromycetes; Entrophosporales; Entrophosporaceae
Source: the annotation of a GenBank genome assembly